UCCAAAAUGAUUGAGAGAAGGUGGUGUCUACCAUGUCGAAACAUGGCAUGAUACAGAGAUAAGAGCAGGAAGUGUCAUAUCUCGUCGAAUAUGGAGAUGGAUUCGGUCAAUAGUGAAAUAAGUUAUCAGAUUCCAGAUCUUUUAUCUUCAGAAAAGCUCAUAAGUGCCCUUAGACAACGUAGAGUCAUCCGCAGUGAAGAAGAUGUUAGCUGUUUUGAUAAAGAGGCACUUGUUACGCUUUAUAAGAAAUUUAUUCUCCCUCUUCCACAAAGAAAGCAGUUGAGCAGAUGUCAAAAAAGAAUGUGCCCAAAAGAAAUGAUGAAAUAUUUGCAAAGAACUUCUGGCAUUAAAAGAAAACACGAAAGAAACAACAAAGAAGCUGAUGACCCUGAUUUGAAGCUGACAAAAUAUCAAGAGGUUGAUGAUCAAGUAAAAACGCCAAAAGAUGAACAUGAGAGAGACAUUAGAAAGGCUAGCACUGUGAGAAUCUCAACCAAGGACAAUGCAGAAAAAAGAAAGCCUAUAAAACUGAAACGAAAGCACUCUCACUCAAGAGAGACAACUGAAUUCAAAAGGGAAACAUCAGAUGUUGACAGUAUUAUUUCUGUUUCUAGUUCACUUGAAGAGGAAAACGCCAAUCUUAAAAACAGAGAAAGGUGUGAGGAAUCAUAAAAAAAAAACAAAUCAUGCAGUUUGCUCAAAAAUAAAAGAGUAAAACUGGAUUAAAUCUUAGCUUUAUGUACAUAUUCAUUAGAACCUUUUAUAAUCAUAAAAUUAGAAGUAACCUUUUUAAAAUACAGUCUGAAUACCAAUUCUGAGUGCAUAUCAGUGUACUGCAGAACAUCAAAAGAAAAAUAGUAGGGUUGGUAUUUGACCUUCAUCAAAGCUUGUACCAUUUGUGGACUCUCCACUGUUCUCAAAGCUGAACUUUACUCCUUCAGUAACAACUUCUGAUUGACCCUCGUCCCCACCAAAAGAUGGAGGGCCUUCUAUCAAAAGACAAAGUGAAUAAAAUACAUUUUCCUUUAGCUUCAUGGGUUCUUCAUCGAACAGAAUGUCAAAUAUCUGUGGUGAUUCAACACUGCUAAACUCAGGAUCAGGUGGGCAUGUGAAUGUUGCUUCUAAGGUUAAUAUAACUUCUGAUUCCUCUGAUAAGACAAUAUUGACGGAAUAUUCCCCACCACAAGGUGAACCAUACAAUCCAACACCAGCUAGGUGAAUUUCUUCACUAACUUUAAACCUGAUGCCAUCAAUAUCUCUUUCAUCAUAUCUCCAUAGGUAAUUGCGCAUUACUUUCCUGUAUCGCUGACAUGAAAAUGGUCUACAAUCUCUUUUUGUCAAUGAAAACUUAUGUGUAUCAACUAUACCAGCAUUCAAGUAAAUAAAUAUAUCUUUGAUAUCUUUAACAUCUAAAACAUUGGAUCUUGCCGGACCCUCUGCAAAUUCCUUUGCUGACAUAACAGGAAAUCUAAUCAAGUUGAUCAGGUCACCCAAAACUGUCUUCUCAUUGAUAUCAUUGACUUCAAGGCCAGAUCUCAAGCAUUCUUUCUCCGACCAAGCUUUAACAGCAUGGAAUAAAUCAAUUUCAUUUAUCGUAAGGCUGUCUUUUUUAAGGAUAGAAGUAAGAAGUGAUUUUUCAACCUCCAAAAAUGCUUCAGUGUUUACAGCAGCAAGUGUUUUACGAGAGACUAGUGACCAACAGUGUCUCUCUAACUUUUCUUCAGAAAAGCAUCUGGCGCAAUGCAAAACCUCAAGCACGUUAUCAAUUGUGAUGUUCUCCAUCAAGUAUGAAAUACAUUCUUUCACUAAAACGGGUAUUAUAUACUUUUUUGCCAGAUAAAGGACACCCAAAACACUAUUAGAAUUCAAAUUGGCUUGGUCACAAUAGACAAAUCUUAGAAAUUCAGUGAACGAUUCUGGAUCACAAUCCUUGACGUCAAUAACGUCGGUGUUCUCGGCGAGCUCUCCAUAUAACAUGGCGAAGAAUACGGGGCUAGCCGUAGCGAGGACAUAUUUAUGUGCAUAUAUUAUUUCAAAAUUUUCAUCAAAUUUGCCUACUUUGAACCUAACGUCACUAAGAAGUUCACUCUUGAACAUAAACUGAUUUCUUUCCCGAACGUUAGCGCGAGAUGUCUGCCAGUGUUUAUCAUAUGUCUUUACUGGAACGGAUUUCUUUUUUUCAUCUACGGAGCAUGGCGGAGAUGUUGACUGGAUGUUUUCAGCUACUCCGUUGAGACAUCUAACAAUGCACCUUGCCGUCUGAACAGUUCUGUCGUUGAUUGAAGUGAGAAGCAAUGGCAAGUCUGGACUCACACUAGAUACGCUUUCUGCGUCCAUGUCGUCCAAAACAAAACAACACAAA
Molecule: messenger RNA, 2362 nt
Organism: Rhopilema esculentum
Lineage: Eukaryota; Metazoa; Cnidaria; Scyphozoa; Rhizostomeae; Rhizostomatidae
Biological process (GO): embryonic morphogenesis
Cellular component (GO): tRNA-splicing ligase complex
Source: RefSeq, a predicted model, not a curated record